Danio rerio (zebrafish) is the source of this 2283-nucleotide messenger RNA. It is a transcript of the gene ddx1, whose product is annotated as DEAD (Asp-Glu-Ala-Asp) box helicase 1. Gene Ontology annotation, cellular component: cytosol; mitochondrion; cytoplasmic stress granule. The record is from RefSeq and is marked provisional. Lineage: Eukaryota; Metazoa; Chordata; Actinopteri; Cypriniformes; Danionidae. Gene Ontology annotation, molecular function: hydrolase activity; RNA helicase activity; RNA binding.
CUUCCGGUGAAGAGGCUCGCAGGAGUUUGACACCAUGGCAGCAUUCGGCGAAAUGGGAGUGAUGCCAGAAAUUGCACAGGCGGUGGAAGAAAUGGACUGGCUGUUGCCAACGGACAUUCAGGCCGAAUCCAUUCCACUGAUUCUGGGUGGAGGAGACGUGCUCAUGGCUGCUGAGACUGGAAGCGGAAAAACUGGAGCCUUCAGUAUUCCAGUCAUCCAAAUAGUCUAUGAAACCAUCAAGGACCUGCAGGAGGGAAAAAAAGGACGCAGCGCGGUAAAGACAGGAGGAGCAGUUUUCAGUAAAUGGCAGAUGAACCCCUUUGAUAGAAGUACAGCAUUUGCUAUUGGAUCAGAUGGCUUGUGCUGUCAGAGCAGGGAGUUCAAAGAAUGGCAUGGCUGUCGUACCACCAAAGCGGUCACAAAAGGGAGGUAUUAUUAUGAAGUUGCCUGUCACGAUCAAGGGCUGUGCAGGGUGGGCUGGUCCACUGCCCAGGCAUCACUGGACUUGGGAACUGAUAAAUAUGGAUUUGGCUUUGGAGGAACUGGAAAGAAAUCUCACAAUAAGCAGUUUGAUAGUUAUGGAGAAGAGUUCACAAUGCACGACACUAUCGGAUGCUACAUAGAUCUGGAAAAAGGCCAUGUGUCAUUCUCCAAAAAUGGCAAUGAUCUGGGUUUGGCUUUUGAAAUCCCUCAGCAGCUGAGAAGCCAGCCGUUUUUUGCUUCCUGUGUGUUAAAGAAUGCUGAACUGAAAUUCAACUUUGGCGAUGAAGCUUUCAAACACCAACCCAAAGACGGAUAUGUGGCCCUGAACCAGGCUCCAGAAGGUCAUGUGGUCAAAUCCAGCCAGACAGGUAGUGCUAAAGUGACUCAGGUCAAAUCUAGCUCCAACGCCCCCAGAGCUCUUAUCAUCGAGCCGUCUAAAGAACUGGCUGAACAAACCCUCAAUAAUGUCAAUCAGUUCAAGAAGUAUGUGGAUAACCCUAAACUUAGAGAACUUCUGAUUAUUGGAGGAGUGGCUGCCAAAGAACAGCUCAAUGUUUUAGAAAGCGGGGUUGACAUUGUGGUCGGCACCCCAGGCAGACUGGAUGAUCUCAUAUCCACAGGAAAGCUGGAUCUUUCCCAAGUCCGUUUCCUGGUGCUGGAUGAGUGUGACGGGCUCCUGUCGGCCGGCAAUACUGACUUCAUCAUGAGGAUCUACAACCAAAUCCCUCAGGUCACCUCAGACGGCAAGAGACUACAGGUGAUUGUUUGUUCUGCUACGCUGCACUCAUUUGACGUGAAGAAGCUCUCAGAGAAGAUCAUGCAUUUCCCCACAUGGGUGGAUCUGAAGGGAGAAGAUUCUGUACCAGAAACUGUCCAUCAUGUGGUGGUGACAGUCAACCCAAAAAACGACAAGCUUUGGGAGAGACUGGGGAAGAACCACAUAAGGACUGAUGAAGUUCAUGCAAAGGACGACACACGACCUGGAGCCAACAGCCCAGAGAUGUGGUCUGAGGCUAUUAAGAUCCUAAAGGGGGAGUACACAGUCAGAGCCAUUAAAGAGCACAAGAUGGAUCAGGCCAUCAUCUUCUGCCGGACAAAGAUCGAUUGUGAUAAUAUGGAGCAGUACUUCAUCAAGCAAGGAGGAGGACCAGAUAAGAAAGGACACCAGUUCUCUUGUGUAUGCCUUCAUGGCGACAGAAAACCAAAUGAACGCAAGUAUAAUUUGGAGCGAUUCAAGAAACAGGAGGUGAAAUUUCUGAUUUGCACAGAUGUGGCUGCUAGAGGAAUUGAUGUCCGUGGUGUUCCUUAUGUGAUAAAUGUAACUCUACCAGAUGAGAAGGAGAACUAUGUUCAUCGCAUUGGAAGAGUUGGCCGAGCAGACAGGAUGGGUUUGGCCAUAUCACUGGUUGCAAUGGAGAAAGAGAAGGUGUGGUACCAUGUUUGUGCCAGCAGAGGAAAAGGCUGCUAUAACACCAGACUCAAAGAGAAUGGAGGCUGCACUAUUUGGUACAAUGAAAAAGAGUUGUUGUCAGAUAUCGAGGAGCAUCUGAAAUGCACUAUUACUCAGUGUGAACCUGACAUUAAAGUACCUGUGGAUGAAUUUGAUGGUAAAGUGACGUACGGCCAGCGCAGGGCCACAGGAGGUGGUCUUUACAAGGGCCAUGUGGAUAUUUUGGCCCCGACCGUACAGGAACUGGCCAACCUGGAGAGAGAGGCUCAAACUUCCUUCCUUCAUCUGGGUUAUCUACCCAACCAGCUCUUUAAAGCCUUCUAAAACAGCAAUUGCACAUGUCAUGCUAA